Malania oleifera is the source of this 1826-nucleotide messenger RNA. RefSeq names its product protein TRIGALACTOSYLDIACYLGLYCEROL 2, chloroplastic. The record is from RefSeq and is a predicted model, not a curated record. The coding region runs from base 355 to 1503 and encodes 382 amino acids. Gene Ontology annotation, cellular component: chloroplast inner membrane. Lineage: Eukaryota; Viridiplantae; Streptophyta; Magnoliopsida; Santalales; Ximeniaceae. Gene Ontology annotation, molecular function: lipid carrier activity; phospholipid binding. The transcript has 7 exons.
AUUAUUUUCUUGCCAAAAUUUCGGUUGGAUUCGGAUUUCAAUUUUCAUUUUUCUGAUCGAAAUUACCAUUGUGCCCUCGCAGAGCAGGCAGAAAUGAAAUGAGAUUUCUUCCAAUAAAAAACUCGUCUUCUUCUUCUGGCAUGUCGGAGAGUCCGCCUGCGACUCUCUCUUUCGCUCUCUCUCAUUCCUUUUACCUACACCGUAGAAGGACGAAAAUGACCUCCAACAUUUCACGGAAUCACCGUUCGACCCUAUAACCCUAGCUCAAGGGUUUCCAUUUCAUAAUUCUUUGACAACUGAUAAAGUAUUGACAACCUGAAACAAACAUUUUGUUGAUCUCAGUAGUCUCUGGAGAUGGCUGCAAAUUCACUGGCCCAUGUUUCUUCAUGCCCUACUGUGUUGCCUUCAUCAUUGGGUACACUUCCACGUUAUUCUGGGAAUUUCUUGCUUUCUCUUCCAUCUAGAUCGCAAAAGCAAGUCACUCAGGUUAGAGCUACUUCAGCUGAUGCUGGUCAUGACCAGCUGCCAUCUUCUUCAGAAACCAAAAAUCCACUUGCAGUUAUUGUGGAUAUUCCUCACAAUAUUUGGAAGCAAACCUUACGUCCAUUGAGUGAUUUUGGGUUUGGUAAGAGGAGCAUUUGGGAAGGUGGGGUUGGACUGUUCCUUGUGUCAGGCACGGUUCUCCUUGCACUCAGUCUUGUUUGGCUGAAGGGGUUUCAAUUACGGUCUAAGUUCAGGAAGUAUCUGACUGUUUUCGAGUUUUCUCAGGCUUGGGGUAUAUGCACUGGAACACCUGUGAGGAUUAGAGGAGUGAAUGUUGGCAAUGUUAUUCGUGUUAAUCCUUCCUUGAAGCGUAUCGAAGCAGUUGUUGAGGUUGAUGAUGAUAAAAUAAUCAUACCACGAAAUUCACUUAUUGAAGUCAACCAGUCCGGUCUUCUCAUGGAAACUAUGAUUGAUAUAACCCCUCGUGACCCAAUUCCAACACCAUCUGUUGGGCCCCUUCACCCUGAAUGUGUCAAUGAAGGUCUAAUUGUAUGUGACAGGCAAAAGAUAAGGGGACAUCAAGGUGUAAGUUUGGAUGCAUUGGUUGGAAUAUUUACCCGCAUUGGGCGUGAGGUUGAAGCAAUUGGUGUCACCAAUACAUACUCACUGGCUGAACAAGUUGCGUCUGUUGUUGAAGAGGCUAGGCCACUGCUUACAAAGAUCAAAGCCAUGGCUGAAGAUGUUCAACCUUUGCUGGCUGAGGUUCGUGAUAGUGGUUUGUUAAAGGAAGUUGAGAAUCUAACCAAAAGCCUCACUGAAGUCUCUGAGGAUUUGAGAAGGGUUCAUUCAUCCAUUUUGACGCCUGAGAACACCGAACUAAUUCAUAAGUCCAUUUACUCUCUGAUUUUCACUUUGAAGAACAUUGAGAACAUAAGCUCUGAUGUUUUGGGCUUCACUGGUGAUGAGGCUACAAGACGGAAUUUAAAAUUGCUCAUCAAGUCCCUCAGUAGGCUCUUAUGAAGGCAUGAAGGUGGAUGUAGGAUAAUAUAUCUUACAGCACUUUGGGGCACUCGAAAAAUUAUUGCUCUGCUGUUAAAAGCAAGGAGAAGCGCACAAUUGCCUUGUAGGUCUUCUGUUUCAGCCACAACAGAUGAAGGAAAUGAUACAAGAGGAGCUUCUUUGGUUGUGCUGUCUGGGGAUACAACAAUCCGAGUCUUAUUGAAUGUUUUUCCGUACUCCCAAGUCUAGUUCGACCCAUUCCAUUUUUAGUUGGAAGUUGUAAAUGCUUCUCCAUGGAGACACUGGGUGCUACUAAAGAAAAAAUUAUCGUCUUUCAGCUGAAA